Molecule: messenger RNA, 285 nt
Organism: Mycena indigotica
Lineage: Eukaryota; Fungi; Basidiomycota; Agaricomycetes; Agaricales; Mycenaceae
Exons: 6
Coding region: 1-285 (94 amino acids)
Source: RefSeq, a predicted model, not a curated record
AUGUCUACCCAACUCCCAUCCACUUACGAUCCUGCGAUGCCGAUGAUGGAGGAGCCAACGAGGACUACGACCGCUCAACCAUCUGCUGCUAGUGAAAUGCCCACUCAUUCUGACAUGGACGGACACCCGCCCAUUGUUCCAUUCAAAGAACGCGUAAUAGGUGUCGCGAAGAAAACGCGGGGCACUCUAUUAGCAAAGCCCGAACUGAAGGAACAUGGAGAAAAGAUCCUCCAAGGGGAAGCCAGUGUUUACGAUGUCCACGAACCUCCCGCGCGCACCGAAUGA